This is a messenger RNA of Beauveria bassiana ARSEF 2860, 495 nucleotides long. RefSeq lists its product as uncharacterized. The coding region runs from base 1 to 495 and encodes 164 amino acids. Lineage: Eukaryota; Fungi; Ascomycota; Sordariomycetes; Hypocreales; Cordycipitaceae. The transcript has 2 exons. The record is from RefSeq and is a predicted model, not a curated record.
AUGUGCAAGAGCUUUCCCGCGCUGCAACGACUGUCUUUUGGCGCCAAGUACUCGUCUUCAGACAGUGCCAAGUGCUCGUACGUCAUCAGACAUAUUGUCAAGAGAUACAAAAACAGCCUUGAUUAUCUGCGCUUGGACUGGUACAAGGCCGAGCCAACUUUCCACGGCUGGAACGCGGCGGAUUUGUUUGAAGCCAUCAAUGGCGAUUGGCUCGCACUGCCGCUGAUUUCGGCCGUCGGCGACAACUGCAGCCAGAUGCGCAGUGUGACCGUGGACUGCAAACAGCCGCCGGCCGACGAGGCCGCGGUUCGUAGCAUGCUGGACUCGAAAAGUAUUGGCCAUGAGUUUUGCUACACCGUCGCAGCUGAGCCGGCAGACUCCGACCAUUUUUCCCGUUACGGCAUUGACGAAAGUGGCGACAGUGAUGACAAUGAAGAGAGCGAAGAAAGUGACGGCAGUGAUGAUAUCGAAGAGAGCGAAGAAAGUGACGACUAG